This is a messenger RNA of Caenorhabditis angaria, 1774 nucleotides long. The record is from the annotation of a GenBank genome assembly. Lineage: Eukaryota; Metazoa; Nematoda; Chromadorea; Rhabditida; Rhabditidae.
AUGUCCAGUGACGACGAAGAAAAGUAUGUGCCAGCUGCUCUCGCUAACGGUGAAAAAAAGGUAAGUUACCUAACAAUCAGAAUAAUUUGUCUUCUUACGUUAGAUAUAUCUGACAUUUUAAGGAAGUGACACCUGAUGUUAUCGAAGAGUUUUACAAACCUGAUUCCGCCGCAUCGACAAGCCGAGUACAUUCAACUGCAAAGCCUCCACCUCCGGCGAAUCCAAAUCUCAAACAAGGUCCUCCACAACAUCCAAGAAUUCAACAUCGACCAAAUCCAUUGAUGUAUCCUCCAUCAGUUUUGAUUCGUCCAACUCAUCCAUCAAUGUUAUAUCAAAGAACACCAAUCAAUUAUCAAUUACCAUUUCCAGUUGCUGGUGUUCCACGUGCUCCAAUGGUUCAACCAUAUCAUAAUAUGCGUCCAUCUUCAAUGGUUCCAAUGUGGCCAGGUUAUCUAAUGAUGCCUGUUCCACACACUUAUUAUCCUGGAAUGGUGAGUAAUUUGUUUUUAACUUUAGUAUUUUGAUAAUUUCCAGCCUCACAUGUUACCUGUGGCUGUUCGACAGCAGCCACCACCGCCCCAACAAGCACAACCUCGAGUUCCACCUCCUCUUCAACGUUCUUUAUCUCCUGAAAUCAACGUUGAUGUUAUUUCCGAAAUCUCCUCGCAAGACGAAGAAAAAAUAAAUGUUCCGUUCAAAAAACGGUGAUUUUCAACUUGAUUCAAUUUUCAAAAAAAAAAGAAAAUAUUUUCAGAAGAGUUAUUCGCGAAGGAGAUUUGGAUGGAGAACAAGAUGAAGAACCGAGAAAACUUGAGCUCAGAGUAAGUUGUCAUUUGACAUUUUCAAACAAUGCAUGUUAUUUAUUUUCAAGAGAGACAUAUUCGUGAUUCGUCUGAAAGAUUUGGAUUCGUUUAAUAGGAAUAAUGAGAUUUGGCGAGUUGACAACAAUGUGCUCAUUCAAAAAUUUACUGGUGUUCCUUCUUUCCGUGCACCGGCUAAACAAUUUCAAUCGACAAAUCGAAUGUGUGGAUAUGAUCGACGUGCCGAUUGGAGAUUUUAUAUUAUUGAUCCAAAUGAUGUGGAAUAUGAUAGACAUAGUCAUGAAGUAAGUAUUUACUUGGAGUUGAACUUUGUAAAUGUGAAGAUUUUCAGAUAACAGUUCAUAAAUUUCCAUCUGCUGCAAUAUUGCGCGAAGCGAAACUUGCUGCUGAAAAACAAGAUGAAACUUUUGUAGGUUUUUUUUCAUCUGAGAAAUGUUUUCAAAUAGUAUUUUUAGAAAGACACUGAAAUGACUGAAUAUCGCGAAAAACUUCUUGCAAUGGAAAAGAAGAAAGAGGAAAGAAAAACUGAGAAAAUGCGCAAAAAAAUUGAACGAAUUCAAAAAAGAUUGGAAAGAAAUCGACUAAAAGUGGACAGAAUUGGAAAUUCGGAAGAUUUUAAAACUGGAAGAGGACGAAGAAAAAUGGCAGAAUAUAAAUGGCCUAAAAGAUUGAGUGACAAAAAUCAAGAGCAGCAAACAGAUAAUGAAGUUUGUCAAGAAGUUUUGGAUUUACUCGUUGAUGAAGUUUCUAUGAUGAUUGAUGAAUAUGAAAGUGAAGAAUCGGAAUAUUCAUAUGAUGAAGACGAAGAAGAUUUUGAUGGAUAUCGAUGUACUGAUGAUGAAUAUUAUGAACAAAAAGACGAACAUCUUCAUCUUCCAUUAUUCGAUUUGGAAAGCGUUCCGGAAGUUGGACUCGAAAUGACAAUUACAUCAUCAUCUCCAGUUUAUCGUUGA